Nicotiana tabacum (common tobacco) is the source of this 2507-nucleotide messenger RNA. The record is from RefSeq and is a predicted model, not a curated record. NCBI's taxonomy places the organism in Eukaryota, Viridiplantae, Streptophyta, Magnoliopsida, Solanales, Solanaceae.
UUAUACGGCUCAAUUUUGAAAAGUUCCUUUUUACGCUUAGCUGUACAAAAAAUUGAACACUCUUUUUUCCAACUAAAUAUAUAUACCCAUUUUAUUAUGUGGACAUAGUCGCCGGAGCUGUUCCUUGUCCGAUCUGUAAACCCCGCCAUUCACCACUCUCCUCCACCGUCGGCGAGAAUUCACUCUUUUACUUGCUGCGAAGCAUGGGGACAGAUGACAAGCAACGGCGUUUAAUCAAUUCACAUGAAAACAGCAGAGGCUUUUAUCUGCAAAAGUUCCGGCUUUAUGAGACUCGCUCGAACUUCUACAUGGUUGGAUGGGAUAAGACCAGAACUUUUUGGAAAGUAUUAAAGAUUGACAGAUUAGAACCUUCGGAACUAAUCAUUCAUGAAGACCCUACGUCAUAUUCAGAAAUUGAAUGCUUAGACCUCCUAAAAAGAAUACAUGAAGGAAACACGUCUACUGGAGGGCUUAAAUUCGUUUCUCGCUGCUACGGAAUUAUUGGUUUUAUAAAGUUUUUGGGACCUUAUUACUUCCUGGUUAUCACGGAAAGAAGGAAGAUUGGAAAGAUAUGUGGUCAUGCUGUUUAUGCUAUCACUAAGAGCGAGAUGUUCCCAAUUCCGCACUCUACUGUGCUUUCCAAUAUGGCUUAUUCUAAGGAUGAGAACAGAUAUCAAAAGCUCCUGCACAUGGUGGACCUCACAAAGGACUUCUUUUUCAGCUACUCCUAUCCUAUUAUGAUUAGUUUUCAAAAGAAUCUGAGCAACUCAGAGACAGGACUCACCCUUUAUGAGACAAUGUUUGUAUGGAAUGAAUUCUUAACUCGCGGAAUCCACAAUCAGCUCCAAAAUACUCUCUGGACAGUUGCGUUAGUCUAUGGGUUCUUUAAACAGGUUACACUUACUAUUUCUGCACAGGACUUCAUCUUAACCCUAAUUGCUAGACGUUCUCGUCAUUAUGCUGGUACCAGAUAUUUAAAAAGAGGAGUAAAUGAGAAGGGUCAUGUAGCAAAUGACGUCGAGACGGAACAGAUUGUGUUCGAAAAUGUACGUGAAGGGUCCCCUGUUGGAGUAAGCGCUGUUGUACAGAACCGUGGUUCAAUACCUCUUUUCUGGUCUCAGGAAACGUCACGUUUGAAUUUAAAACCUGACAUCAUAUUGUCUAGGAAGGACCUCAAGUUUGAAGCCACCAAACUUCACUUUGAAGAUCUUGUUCAAAGAUAUGGAAAUCCAGUUAUUAUAUUAAAUUUAAUUAAGACUCGUGAGAAGAGGCCCAGAGAAACGAUUCUUCGUGCAGAAUUCGCUAAUGCUAUUGACUUCAUAAAUAAAGAUCUUCCUGAGGACAACCAGUUGAGAUUUCUUCACUGGGAUCUAAACAAACACCCAAGAAUCAAAGCUACAAAGGCCUUGAUACGUCUAGGUGAGGUGGCCGUUAAUGCUUUGGAGUUAACAGGCCUUUUCCAUUGUCAGCUAAUCCCUACAUCAAGAAGUGGGGAAUUGCUAAAGCUGUCAUCCAUCGGCUGCGACAGUAGUGGAGACCAUGUUGAAAAGGACCUCUAUGAAAUGGAUGUUGAAGUGGACAAUGGGAGUGAUGAUCUGCGUGGAGCUUACUAUGUCAAACUUUCAACAGUCCAAAAGGGAGUCUUAAGAACGAAUUGUAUAGACUGUUUGGAUCGCACAAAUGUUGGCCAGUAUGCGUAUGGGCUGGUCGCACUGACCCAUCAGCUGCAUGCCUUAGGCUUUAUAGAUGUGGAGAACAUUGAUUCGCAUUCUCCUAUAGCACAUGACCUAAUGAGGAUCUACGAAGAAAUGGGAGACACUCUUGCACUACAAUAUGGUGGCUCUGCUGCACAUAACAAGAUUUUUUCAGAAAUACGAGGCCAAUGGAAAGCAACAACGAGGUCUCAAGAGUUCUUCCGAUCGCUUCAGCGCUACUACAGCAAUGCCUACAUGGACCCUGAGAAACAAGAUGCCAUUAAUGUGUUCUUGGGCCAUUUCCAGCCACAAGAGGGAAAGCCAUCUCUGUGGGAACUGAAUCCAGAACAGCACUAUGAUGUUAGGAUGCACGGAUCAACUCUAACCGCAGAAAGUUCUAGGUCAUUUAUUAAAAGGUCGCUAUCAGAAGGAAACAUAAGCUGUGGAAGCAGCUCUCAUGGUAAAGACACAGACAUAGAUCAGACUGAAGACGCUCACCAGCCUUUGACUGUCUGUGGCAAAGGUGGUUGUAAGGGUAUUUCAGAGUCCACACCAGAAAUAUCUACAUGUGACACUGAUAUUUCGUUUACCAGGUACACCCCCUCAAUGUAUGGUGGACAGUUUUUCCAUGAUAUGCAGUUAGAGCAGUGUCUCGGAAGUGGCAGCGUUAAAUUUCAUGAGUGUGCNCUUAUUCCUUAUCCCAAAAACAAAGAGGUUCAGUUCUCUUGCUGGCUUGAUAACUUAGCGACUUCAGCUAUUAAUGACAGAGUGGUGCAAAAGCAGAACAGUGCUUUUGGCCCAGUUCAUUUUUAG